CGUCAAUAAUCAUCAAGGCCGAGAGUGGCGGUGGAUUCCCUCCCCUCCCUCCCUCCAUCCCUCCAUCCAUCCAUCCAUCCAUCCAUCCAUCCAUCCAUCCAUCCAUCCAUAGAGUCAUGAAGAAUGCAAUGAGAAAAGGGAAAAAGAAAAAGUCUCAAUGGAUGGAUCUGUAACUUGUAGCCUGUUUCUUCGCCCCUUUCCCCCAGACCAUCUGAAAUCACAUAUGGAUGCUCAUGAACAUGGCGUGCGACUACUCCUCAAACUAAGCCCACCCCAUAACUUUACAUUUAUAACGUCCAUUUGACUGCUUCGACGUGGCCGCACGGCACCGCACCAGGAAGGUGGAUGGGCAAAAUCCGGCCUUACGAAAAAGACCGGAGAUCCAGUCGAUUUUUCUCCUCUUUCCCACUACCAACCAGAGCCAGAACCUUACCGCAGCCAGCGCUGUCUCGUCUCCGCAUGCAUGGCGACCUUUUUAUGCGCAGGAAUCUUGGACAAACUAAAUAAUAACAAUCAAUAGUAAAAGCAUGAUUCUGAAGGAGGGGGAUUUUUAGUUUUACUUUUCUUGCAGCCGUGGCCUUGGUUAGUUGACAAUUGGAUUUUCUAAGGGCCCUCUUUGGGCAAAAAAAACUUCCCAAGGCUAUCCCCUAUAUCGCGUGGGAAUUGGCAGUUUGAAAACGAAUAAAUGCAUAAAUGAGACCCAUAGGCAGUAUCGCAUUAUUAUGAUAUAUCUAAUAAUUUACCUAUUUUCAUUCUUCGAACUACAAAUUGUUGUAUAUCAAGCGGGAGGAGUCUGUACAUAGAACCGCAGAGCGCACAGAGACACGAGCUGUCGCAUUCAUCUGGGCGGGUGCAUUAGUUGACGAAACCUACACAGCCGUCGCAUUCUUGUAAAUUAACAUCCGUCAGGACGAAAUAGCGGGUAGGGAUACUGCUGGAUUUAAUGCGACGUUGCGAUAUGGGAAGACAGCUGGGGGAUGAAACGAUGAUCAUGACCACAAGGUAGCGAGCGGUAGCGAGCGAUAGCACAUGGGAACAGGAGAGCGCCAAACACAUAUUACUAUAGAGAGUUGAAGAAUAGAUUAUAUAUAAUCAUUAAAUGUGCUUGCUUGCAGGUCAUACCUCUGCAGCACACGGUAUAUUUUAUGGAGAUCGGCUUGGUUGACUUUGGUAGACCUGACUUUGACUGGGCCGUGUGUUGUGUGAAACGUCUCCGGUUCGCAAGUUCGCUCCCACCUCACCUCAACCUCUCAACCUCUGCCUCUUCUGCCUCCUCUUCUUUUCCAUCCUCCGUUGUCAACCCUAAACACUCGACAACUCCCUCAGAUGGCUUGCAUCUGCUUCAUUUGACGGGCUGCUAUCCCAUCUCACAUGCUAUAUUGACUGCAUCCGCCGACGAGGCCCUUCAUCCACUGCGAAUCUCCAUCAUCGCCAGCAUUAUUUUGGAAUCAUACUUAGUAUACUUCUGCGACCCUGUCCAAGCUAUUUUGCUUCAGUAUAGGAAAUCUCUCAUUAUCCUCGCCUGUUUUCUUUUCCCUUUGACUUUUUUUGUCCCUCUCCAGCCCUGCUGUACCUUGGGUUGCGCAGGAAUACACCCUGCUCUUCCUUGCAACAAUAAAACUUCGCCCAUUUGGGUGUCAAAACCUCGCAUAACUUCGAUCAAUUCGAUUUGGAUGGUUGUGAUGAGAUAGAUGGAACUCAGGAGUCUCCUCACGGACCAGCCGUCGCAUGCAAGUUCUGCCAACGGGCCCUUGUCCACCCCACAAUCUCGACCCUUAGAGAAAGCCCAACACUACGUUACAACGAUGACAUCUGCACCUCCCCAGAACCAAGUGACACAUAAGGAUGGUUAUUCCACUCCUUCUGACGCUCCUGCUGCCAUUGAUGGCUAUGGUAGUGGCCCUGUUUCGCAGCAGCCAUCCCCUUGUAGUCCAUCUCCCAAGCACGUUGCCUUCGAGCUUCUCCUAGACGAAAACUCGAAGGUUAGGGCGCGUAUCCCCAUGCGAGUGCAAAUAUUCCCCCAUGAUACUACUGAUUCGAUCGUUACCACUGUCAAAAAUUUCUAUGGCAUCUAUGAAGGUGCAGCAAGCGGUGUGAGCUUCGAGGAUGAGAAUGGCAACACACUCAUCGCAAGAUACGAGAAUUUGAGAAAUAAUAUGACCGUCUAUGUGAGAGUCAUCCCUUGCCAUAGCUACCCCGAUAAUUAUGCACAAGCGGGCUACUAUAGUCCCGUUGAUGGCUAUCAACGCCCCAGCCUCGGGGAGCCAUUCCAGCAUCAGCCACAACACCCUGCGCAGGCCCUUGACUAUGGGCAGCCGCCUUCCCGACCACAGUCGAGAGUUGCAAGGAAGAGAAGCAAUUCUCCCGCUGGUCGAAGCCAUCGCAGUGUCUCUGCCCAAAAGGUUCCAUCUCGUUCUGGAAUUAAGAGCCGUGGGUCCAGCACCCACGGCAGCUUUCAGGACGACACUGUGGGGCCUUACAGCGACAAUGAUGACGACCAUGGAUCAAUGACAGGAUCGAAGAAGGCUAGAAGUGAGCAGUUUGCUAGCUCUGAAAUCAGUAUGGAUAAUAUACUGCAGGAUGGUAGAAGGAAACGACCCAAGUUUGAGAGCUCGGAACUGCCUCUGUUCGUACCGCCUCAAGUUCCCCUCACUACAUCAACAUCGUCGAUAUCUCCUCAACGACGUUCCACCGUGCAAGAAGGGCCCUCCCCCUUUGCAAGACCUGCCCAGCGUCCUUCCGUAGGACAACAACCUGUUCCAUCCCCCCAAGGGUAUGGGCGUCAUGAUGCAAUGUACGGAUUAAAUACACCUUUGAAUAACAUGUAUGGUACAUCGGCUCACCAUGGCCAUCGACUACGCGAUCGGACAAACGCACAAUCUAUUGGCGGUUUCGGAAACUCUGCCCGUCGUUCCAACAGCAAUGGCAUACUGCCGACCCCAGACCCGACAAUUGCGAGCUGCAUCUCCGACGAAGAUGUUGCAAUGCAGCUAAUUCGACUUGGUGACGUUUCGAAUUUCUCUCACGGGCGCACCUCUGCCUCGACCCUUGAUGACGCAUUUAGUGGCGCUGCUGAUGCUUCCUCGUCGACUGGCGCCACUACGGAUGGCUCAGAGGCCAGCGAGGAUGACGAUGAUCUUCCACCGCGCUCACGACGAAAGUUGGAAUCCAGCCCACUGCUCCCACCAGGUGUUCUCAAAAAGCAUCACAAGAACCUGGAUGAAAUCCUUCCUAGCUGCGACACCAGCGACCCAAGUAGUGAUGACUUUGAUGCGAGAUAUCAACAUGAGAAGGCUCAAGCACCUGUCAAUAAUGAACACGAUGACGAUACUGCCUACGAGGAUGCACCCAAAGCGAAGCGUCCGAAGGUCAAAACUUCGAACGCGGCGGCUCCCAAAGCCUCAGUCGCUAGGACAGGUGCAUCGGCCAAAACCGGUAAGGCCAACAAAAACCGCCCUGCUGCAACUUCCCGUAAAAGCAAGGCCCCUGCGAACAACAACAACAACCCGGGGUUUGCAGUUCCAUCAGCCCUCCCUCCUAUGGCUACCCCUGCUACGUCACGCAAAGUAUCAUCCUCCGCAGUGAACUUCCAGCAUCAACUUGGUGCGGAUGAGGAAGACCUGUCCACCAAGCCUCGCUGCCAGCGCUGCCGCAAAAGCAAGAAGGGUUGCGAUCGCCAACGGCCAUGCCAGCGGUGCAAAGAUGCAGGCAUUGGGAUUGAAGGUUGUAUUAGCGAGGAUGAGGGCAAUGGCCGCAAGGGCAGAUAUGGUCGCCACAUGGGAGUCCCAGUAAAAAAGAAUGAUGCUCCCCCCACCAGUGCUGGCGUCGUUUCCGCCCUCGGAAACAAUGUGCCCUAUCAUCAUGGAGCUGACGAGCGCUAUCAUCAUAUGGCCGCACCGUCCCUGGCACUUGCCUCGGCCCCCUCUAGCGUCGCUGAUAAAAACAAGAAGAGAAAGCGAUAGUGGUCACGCAAAUCACAUCCUUCUAACGAACGGUUACUAUAUAUGAGAUAUUGCGUGGUGUUCAGUGGAGUGGCACUCUCACUGAUGCUGAGAGCCACAGUUCCCUCCUAGUGCUCUCUCUCCGAUGCGAUUGUUUAGUCGAGUGAAUUCUGUCUUUGCUUUCCCAUCCAGGUUCGCUGUGAGACAUAACUCAACGUCGCCUUACUGGCUUACAAAUUCCUUUUGGAAGACAGUGUGUUUGUUUCAUGCGUUGGUUUUAUUUUUGUCUCCUGACGCCAUUGUAUUCGCUCUUCCUACUCCCACGUGUCACGACAAACUCUCCGUAGAGAAGCUGAAGGUUAACGGCCUUUGAAUUUUCUCACAAAUUCCCUCCGUCUUUUCGUCGCUUCGUUACCAUCAAUGCUAUCAUCGCCUUUGCCACUCGUUUCUACAUGCUUUGCUUCUGCGCCUUUGAAAAGCCUCACCCAAGCUUCCUAUCCGGGAUAGCCCGAUCCACCUAGAUUAAAAGCCCCAACGCUAUAACUAUCCUUUACCUACCCAACUUACUUUCCUUCAUUACCUUUUCGUCUUCCCAGCGAAAUUAUAUCUAGUUUACUUUUCUUAUCUUAGCGAGCGACUAGUUUCCUUUGGCUGAAUACGGGGAGGGAUUUGACACUUUGUUGUUGCGAUGUGUUUGUCGUACUUAUAUUGUCUUUCCAACGGCUAUAUUGUUGUAUUUGCUCCAGUUUUAAUAUGUUCGAGUUUAUGUUUUGCUUUGUUUCCGAUUGCCGAUUGCUUUAGUAUUUGAUUUUUUCCCCUCUCUUUAUUUACACACUCUUUCAUUGCAUUAAUGUACGAAAGCCGUGUGGUGGAACAUUCAUUGCAGGGCAGGUUAACGGCAGCAUGUUCGCCGCUCCAUGGGCCGACACUGCCCUUGACCUGUGGGAUAUAUUGACUGAGUGUCUAAAGAAGAGCACAACACUGCGGGAAACGGUGGAGAUGCGCCAGAUUGCAACGGACAAAUGAUUUUUUGAAAGGGGGAACAGAUAUUUUCAUAAAACGAGAAAAAAGAGAGAGAAGAAGGAACCCAAAUUGUUUCCCUUCAAACAUCUAUCGGAGAAUCGUAUCAUUCUGUUCCAUUUCUUCUGUUUCUUGCGCAGCUAUUCUUCUGCGGUACUCCCUGGGCUCAUUAUAUACAUACUUUUCUCUCCCCUCACCCCAUCACUAUCGCUUGCCCACCCUGCUUGUUAUCAUUCCUAUAUUACCACUAUUGUUUGAUAUUAAAAUCAAUUGCACCAAGUACAUGUUAUUUAUUUAUUUAUUUUCCUGCACUUUUUCUUUAUCAACUCUAGCCUUUUAUUAUAAUAUCGCCCCCCUACUAUAUAUGUACUUACCUCCAAAAAAAAAAAAAAAAAA
This is a messenger RNA of Blastomyces dermatitidis ER-3, 5357 nucleotides long. RefSeq names its product C6 finger domain-containing protein. Gene Ontology annotation, molecular function: zinc ion binding; DNA-binding transcription factor activity, RNA polymerase II-specific. Gene Ontology annotation, biological process: regulation of DNA-templated transcription. The transcript has 4 exons. The coding region runs from base 1692 to 3962 and encodes 756 amino acids. The record is from RefSeq and is a predicted model, not a curated record. NCBI's taxonomy places the organism in Eukaryota, Fungi, Ascomycota, Eurotiomycetes, Onygenales, Ajellomycetaceae.